This is a messenger RNA of Pipistrellus nathusii (Nathusius's pipistrelle), 2754 nucleotides long. The record is from the annotation of a GenBank genome assembly. NCBI's taxonomy places the organism in Eukaryota, Metazoa, Chordata, Mammalia, Chiroptera, Vespertilionidae.
AUGAUCGCCGCGCAGCUCCUGGCCUAUUACUUCACCGAGCUCAAGGAUGACCAAGUCAAAAAGAUUGACAAGUAUCUCUAUGCCAUGCGGCUCUCCGACGAAAUGCUGAUAGAUAUCAUGACUCGUUUCAAGAAGGAGAUGAGGCAUGGUCUUUCCCGGGAUUUUAAUCCGACAGCCACAGUCAAGAUGUUGCCAACGUUUGUAAGGUCCAUUCCUGACGGUUCAGAGAAGGGGGACUUCAUCGCCCUGGACCUCGGUGGGUCUUUCUUCCGAAUUCUGCGGGUGCAAGUGAGCCUAGACAAGGACCAGAACGUGCAGAUGGAGUCCGAGGUGUACGACACGCCGGAGAGCAUCAUGCACGGCAGCGGGAGCCAGCUUUUUGACCAUGUCGCCGAGUGCCUGGGAGACUUCAUGGAGAAAAAACACAUCAAGGACAAGAAACUGCCUGUGGGACUCACAUUUUCCUUCCCUUGUCGGCAGUCCAAGAUAGAUGAGGGCAUUCUGAUCACCUGGACGAAGCGGUUUAAAGCGAGCGGAGUGGAGGGAGCGGACGUGGUGAAGCUGCUUAACAAAGCCAUCAAAAAACGCGGGGAUUACGAUGCCAACAUCGUGGCCGUGGUGAACGACACGGUGGGGACCAUGAUGACGUGUGGCUACGACGACCAGCACUGUGAAGUCGGCCUCAUCAUCGGCACCGGCACCAACGCCUGCUACAUGGAGGAGCUGAGGCACAUCGACCUGGUGGAGGGCGACGAGGGGCGCAUGUGCAUCAACACCGAGUGGGGGGCCUUCGGGGACGACGGGGCCCUGGAGGACAUCCGCACGGAGUUCGACCGUGAGAUCGACCGGGGCUCCCUCAACCCGGGCAAGCAGCUGUUUGAGAAGAUGGUCAGCGGCAUGUACCUGGGGGAGCUGGUUCGCCUGAUCCUGGUCAAGAUGGCCAAGGAGGGCCUGCUGUUCGAAGGGCGCAUCACCCCGGAGCUGCUCACCAGGGGGAAGUUUAACACCAGCGACGUGUCAGCCAUUGAAAAGAAUAAGGAAGGCCUCAGCAACGCCAAAGACAUCCUCACCCGCCUGGGCGUGGAGCCGUCCGAUGUCGACUGCGUUUCCGUCCAGCACGUGUGCACCAUCGUCUCGUUCCGCUCGGCCAACCUGGUGGCGGCGGCACUGGGCGCCAUCCUGAAUCGCCUCCGAGAUAACAAGGGCGUCCCCAGGCUGCGGACCACGGUUGGUGUCGACGGGUCUCUUUACAAGACGCACCCACAGUUUUCUCGACGUUUCCACAAGACCCUGAGGCGCUUGGUGCCCGACUGCGACGUGCGUUUCCUCCUGUCGGAGAGCGGCAGCGGCAAGGGGGCGGCCAUGGUGACCGCGGUGGCCUACCGCCUGGCGGAGCAGCACCGGCAGAUCGAGGAGACGCUGGCGCACUUCCGCCUCACCAAGGAGAAGCUGCUGGAGGUGAAGAAGAGGAUGCGGGCCGAGAUGGAGAUGGGGCUGAAGAAGACGACCAACGACAAGGCCGUGGUGAAGAUGCUGCCCUCCUUCGUCCGCAGCACACCGGACGGGACCGAGAAUGGUGACUUCUUGGCCCUGGAUCUCGGAGGAACGAACUUCCGCGUCCUGCUGGUGAAGAUCCGCAGUGGGAAGAAGAGAACGGUGGAAAUGCACAACAAGAUCUAUGCCAUCCCCAUCGAGAUCAUGCAGGGCACGGGGGAGGAGCUGUUUGACCACAUCGUGUCCUGCAUCUCCGACUUCCUGGACUACAUGGGGAUCAAAGGCCCGCGCAUGCCGCUGGGCUUCACCUUCUCGUUCCCUUGCAGCCAGAAGAGCUUGGAUGCGGGAAUCUUGAUCACCUGGACGAAGGGGUUUAAGGCAACCGACUGCGUGGGGCACGACGUGGCCACCUUACUACGGGACGCGGUGAAAAGGAGAGAGGAGUUUGAUCUGGACGUGGUGGCUGUGGUCAACGACACGGUGGGCACCAUGAUGACCUGUGCUUACGAGGAGCCCACCUGUGAGGUUGGACUCAUCGUAGGCACGGGCAGCAACGCCUGCUACAUGGAGGAGAUGAGGAACGUGGAGAUGGUGGAGGGCACCGAGGGCCGGAUGUGCAUCAACAUGGAGUGGGGCGCGUUCGGGGACAACGGCUGCCUGGACGACAUCAGAACGCAGUACGACGUCCUGGUGGACGAGCUCUCCCUGAACGCGGGGAAGCAGAGGUACGAGAAGAUGAUCAGCGGCAUGUACCUGGGCGAGAUUGUCCGCAACAUCUUGCUCGACUUCACCAAGAAGGGGUUCCUCUUCCGAGGGAAGAUCUCGGAGUCGCUGAAGACGCGGGGCAUCUUCCAGACCAAGUAUCUCUCCCAGAUCGAGAGCGACCGGUUAGCGCUGCUGCAGGUCCGGGCCAUCCUCCAGCAGCUGGGCCUGAACAGCACCUGCGACGACAGCAUCCUCGUCAAGAUGGUGUGCGGCGUGGUGUCCAGGAGGGCCGCGCAGCUGUGCGGGGCCGGCAUGGCCGCCGUGGUGGACAAGAUCCGAGAGAACAGAGGGCUGGACCACCUCUCCGUGACCGUGGGGGUGGACGGGACGCUCUACAAGCUUCACCCGCACUUCUCCAGAAUCAUGCACCAGACCGUGAAGGAGCUGUCGCCGAAGUGCAACGUGUCCUUCCUCCUGUCCGAGGACGGCAGCGGCAAGGGGGCCGCCCUCAUCACAGCCGUGGGCGUCCGGCUCCGGGAGGAGAAAAGCAGCUAA